Leguminivora glycinivorella is the source of this 1914-nucleotide messenger RNA. Its product is annotated as fatty acid synthase-like. Gene Ontology annotation, biological process: fatty acid biosynthetic process. The transcript is spliced from 4 exons. NCBI's taxonomy places the organism in Eukaryota, Metazoa, Arthropoda, Insecta, Lepidoptera, Tortricidae. The coding region runs from base 670 to 1914 and encodes 414 amino acids. The record is from RefSeq and is a predicted model, not a curated record. Gene Ontology annotation, molecular function: fatty acid synthase activity; phosphopantetheine binding.
AAGUUCAGUCGGGAUAAAGAAAAAUGUUUUCCACAAAUUUCUUCAUACUUGAACCCACCAUUGGAUAGCUUCUAAUAAUCAAACACUACAUCAUCUCAAGUAGGUGCAUGUUGCUCUGAGAAUCGUUUAGACUUAGACUCGUCCGUCCGUCCUUAAAACUCUCCUAUCCAUCUUAUUUUAUGAUGAUCCAUUUUAACCACUAUACAGAGGCCCAAGUCUGAGACGAUGCUUCCGGUUCCGACACUUCAUUUUGAAUUAAAAUCUGGCAGCUAGGAGCUCAAUCAGUGACCACUUUUCUUCCGCUCAAUAUUAAAAUAAAGUGUCAGAUGUUCCGAUCUUGACCCGAGCCCCACUAGGGUGAGACCUUACUUACCUUUGUUACCGUGUUUAAGUCCGUAUCUCCUUAUUCUCGUCAUAGUGGCUUGUAUACCUAAAUAACCUACUUACAGUGACACGAGCGUUGGAUACAGCGUCGCGCGAGCUGGCACCCGAGCUGGAUCAUUUCGUGGCAUUUUCAUCUGUGACCAGCGGGCGUGGCCUUGCGGGGCAGAGCAACUACGGUCUCGCUAACAGCGCCAUGGAGCGACUUUGUGAGCAGCGGCGCGAAGACGGCCUCCCUGGGCUUGCGGUUCAAUGGGGGGCUGUGGGUGACGUAGGGUUUUAACCACCAUGCCGCAUAUCCUGGAGGUUGGCGGCACAGUGCCGCAGCGUAUCGUCUCGUGUCUACAGACACUGGAUACCCUGUUGAGGUUGCCGCACGCUGUGGUAUCGUCCAUGGUGCUGGCUGAUGAACUUCGCGCGCAGGAGAAACCAACGCAAGAGCUUGUUCAUGCCGUUGCCGCUAUCAUGGGAAUCAGAGACAUCAAAAAGAUUGUUGAAACGGCAACUUUAGUGGAAUUGGGGAUGGACUCCCUGAUGGGCACGGAGAUUAAACAGACGUUAGAGCGAAACCACGGCAUACUGGUCAGCGUUCAACAAGUCCGCACGUUUACCUUUGCCAAGCUUCGCGUUAUGGCCGACGACGAGUCACCAGCAUCCUUUGACAGUCUAAACCCGACUAAGCAUAACUCGUUAGAGUUAUGCUCUAUAGAGCUUAUGCCCAAGCAAGUUCUCGUCAAAUUACCGUCGCAGCCAGGCAUUAGUUCAAAUGACAGGAUUGUAUUUAUGGUACAUCCAAUCGAAGGCUCAAUAAACAUCCUUCGCCGCUUAGCAGCCAACGUACGUGGCACAGUAUACGGACUACAAUGCGCUACAUCAGCUCCAUUAGAUGACAUAGCCACUCUCGCGAGCUUCUACUUAAAGCACGUACGCGCCACGCAGCCACAGCCUCCAUAUUUGCUUCUUGGCUACUCUUUCGGCGCGAGCGUAGCCUUCGAGAUGGCUUUACAACUAGAAAGGGAUGGGUGCGCUACUCGACUGGUACUGGUCGAUGGCUCGCCUGCUUUCGUCAACGCGCACGCUACUAAUGUCAUAAUGAAGCGAUCGGUGUUGCUGCAAUCUGAUGAUGCCGAUAUGCUUGCUUAUAUGGCAAAAGUAUGUUACGGACUGGAUUCGACUGAAGUAACCAACGAGUUAUCACAUCUCCCUAACGGUGACGCGCGUGUUGACCGCUUAACAGACAUCAUCACUUCUCACGGCGUGCACACAGACAAAGACACAAUACGUAACGCGGCGACCAGCAUACACCGUAGACUCACCAUCGGCUGCCUUUACAAACCUACUUCAUCUCUCCGUUCACCAGUCACACUAUUUAAAGCGGUAGACUACAAGUUGUUUGGAGAAGACUAUGGGUUAAAUGAUUUAUGCGUGGAGCUAGAUGUAAGGAAAUUGGAAGGCACGCAUAAUAGAAUUCUGGCCGCCGACUCUGGUUCCGCUAUCGCGGAUCAUGUGUCUGAACUUCUGGCACAAUGUUAA